GGCGCGGAGGGGCCGGUCACCCCGCAGCCCGGCCUCGGCCUCCGCUGCUCGUAGCCGCGCCCCGCCCGCGCGCCCGCCGCCGCACGUCUCUCGCCGGCGGCCACCAUGAGCACAGGCCUGCGGUACAAGAGCAAGCUGGCGACCCCAGAGGAUAAGCAGGUACGUGUGCGCUGCCGCUCAGCCUGCCCAGACCCGGCUAGCUGUCACCCUUUUGUGGUACUAACGCCGCCCGCGCCCAGGCGCGACCCCGCCCCCGCCGGCCGUCAUCCAGCCCAGUCGCGGUUACCCAGCUGGGGCAGUGCUGGGGCUUCCGGAGGACGGGCGGGGGGGGUGCCUGGUCUCCUGACCCUCCCAGCAGGGGUUGUGCGCCCCUCCCCAGGAUAGGGGUAUGGGCCGAGGGCCCCUCUUCCACUGGUCCAGCGCCAGCAUCUCCUUGCUGACCUGGGCUGUAAGCCAUGUGCUGGGGGUCCUGGUUGUUGAAGGCCACAGGCGAGAGGUGGGGGAUGAGGGACUCAGGACCCACCAGCCUGCGCACUGUCCCUGAGCUGCGGUCUUGCCACCCUGCCCCACUGUCCUGCACCUUCGUCCCCCUCUCCCUGCCCACACACACAUUUCAGUGUCCUGGUUUGUGGCUGGGCCUCUUCCCCACACUGAGAGCUUCCAAGGCCUAAUCUGAGUCAUCCCAGCGCCCAGCUCAGGGCCUUAGACCUAGUGGGUACAAAUAGGCUGUGGCUUCCCAAAAGGGCUGGCCUGGUCCCCACCCUCCAGGAAUGCAGGACUCAACCGGAGGCUGGUCCCCACUGAAAAGCCAAAUGAGCUUGGGGUUAAACAAAGCCCAAGACCCCCGGUGGAGUGAGGGUGGGGUGGGGCUGGUAAGCAAGUGGGCUGGGGACUCCCGGGUAGCCCGGGAGGUGGUCUUUCUACCUUGAGCUCAGCCAUUUUAUAGAAGAGAAGGGCCCAAUUCUGGCACCAGGAUGGCCUGGGCAGCCCCCAUCAGGGAUAAGGUUCACACAAACCAUGGAUGCUUGCCCAGGGUGUAGCAGCCAGGGCAGGAGGUCCCAGCAGAGACGGGAGAGCUAGGGAGUCACUGGACACCCCACACCAGGGGUGGGUAAGGCUCAUUGGGAGGAGCUACCCAGGGAGCCAGCCUGGGAGCUGCCUCCCCAUCACAAAGACAGACAAAGCCCAGAUGCAGGGGCAUACUUGCCAGGCUAUUGUUUGAGGGAGAGAGAAGGAGCUGGGGCUGGCUAGGAGUCCAGUCACCCUGGCUGCUCCUGGGCCUGGGGCAUCCCCAGCUUGGCCCCCUUGGGCAGGGCAUUUGCUGCUCAGUUAUCAACUAGCUUUUCUUGUCCAGGUUUUAGCAAUGGGGACCUUUCCUGGUGAGGUGCAAGCCCCGCCCCCCUCCUUCUGCCCUUUGGAGUUCAGCUAGGAACCAGCCCCACCCAUACCCUACCCCCAACCCCAGAGAGAGGGCACUGUGCAGGCGGAGUGGGCACCCUGGGAACAGGACCAGGUGUUUGGGCUGGCCACUGGGUCUCAGGGUAGCAUCACUGUUACCACUACUAUCGGGCCUCAGCCUAUGCAAGCCGCCUUGUCUCUCUGCAAAAGGGGGUGGAGAGGCAGUGAGGGCUGGUAGCUCUGUCAGUCCCCAUGCGUCUCAGCAAUGGGGCUCUAUGGGCUCCGGCUGUUGCCUCCAGAGCUGACUCUGGCAAUUCUAAGAAUGGAAAUGCCUCGAGAGUUUCAGGCACGGGAGGAGGUGGGCGCAGCUGUGUCAUAUAGCUCAGGAAGUCCUGAGGAGUAUUUGUUGUGCCUAAGGGACCGGAGAAAGGGGGUGGUGGGGCUUCUGCCUUGGGGCUCCCCCCAGGAAUCCAUGUCCUGCUUGGGCAGGUAAAGGGCAGGGGGGUUGGGAGGUGGGAGUGAGACUCCUGUCCUUCUGACCUGGGGCUUCCCAGAGGCUGUGCCUUGCCAGGGGGGAAACUGAGGCAGCCUGAAAGGCACAGGUCCAUUAGAUACCUCCCAGUCUGAGGCCCAGGCCCAAGGCUGUCUGUCUUUCUGGAGACAUUCUGGGCCUCAUGAGAUGCCUGUCCGGUGUGUGUUGGGCUAAGGGCUGUGUCCUCAGUAGAACCAUGGGUAGAGGUUGGGUGGCUCUCAGCCCAGAGGCUUCCUGCAGGUCAGGGGCACAGUGGGCUGGGACCAGCAAGGUGGCUUUCUGGGAGCAAGGGCUGGGGGAGCUGUGGGAGCUGGGGGAUAUGGCUGCCUCCUGUCCUCCGAUGAAAGGAUCUCCUAUUACCAGCUCUGAACCCACUCCGCCUUCCCGGGUGCUAGCAGCCUUCAGGCCUCAAAGCAGGACUAGGGCGUGGGCAGGGUGGAGGUCCUCAGCCAGGAGAGAGCCAAGAAGGCAGGGCCUGUGUUGCAAGAGCCAGGGGCUCUGCUCCUGCUGUGGCUGGGCCAGCCCUGGAGACUCUGCUGGGCCCCUUUCCUGCCACAGGCUCAUUUGGAGUCUGGUGGGGUCCUGGAGGUAGACAGUAAGGAAGGGUUUGGUGGCCCACAGAAAAUGGUUCUUUUACUCAGGAGACUUCUGUGGUCCCUGGGAUGGUCACAGGAGGGUGAGAUCCAGCUGGCAGGAACUCUGCCAUCCAGUACAUCUCUUUCUAUGGGUUGUAAUGAGCAGGGACACUCAGAGGCCACGGGAGUGUCCACUGGAGAUGGUGAGGAACAGGUCCCACUACGUCUUCCCCCUCGCAUUUCCAACACCCCCCCCCAGGGGAGUGGAAAACUGGGGGCAGCGGUGAUAGCAGUCAUAGGGAUUUUCAGCGGGCUGGCAGGGGCUUCCAAGUUUUGGAGGGUGCCCAUUACUCUGGGCGCCUGCACCUCCUCCUUCCCUUUGCCCCACCUGAGCCUCAGCGGCCUGGGGUGGGAGCGGUCUGGGCUGGACUUUAGGGAGGGGCUCAGCCCUCGUCUGGUACCCUGCACAUCUUGGGGCGUCACAUUGAGAAAGAAUCCUCCUAAAACACGCGCGUUAGCACACGCAAAAAUAGACCUGAGUGGGGUUGGGGGGCAUACGGAGGGAGGUGAGCCCUUGGGCAGCUGGGAUUCGAGGCACCGCCAGGAGGCUCUCGGGCGAGUCUGCCGGCAGAGCAUCGGUGGGGCCGGUUCCCGCGCGGUUGCGCGUGGGUCUCGGGAGCGUCCUCUGGCGCCCUCUGGCGGGCGGAAGCGGCGCCGCCUCUCCGGGGAGCGGGACAGCCACAGACUCGGCGACCCGGGCGCCCCCUCCGGCCGCGUGCGGGGCCCGACGGCCCAGACGUCAGGAACCAGGCCGCGGGUGCGUGGCGGGGUUCCCGGUCCGCUCGGCGCCACGGCCCGCCCGCGCCUCCGCUCGGCCCUGCCCUCCGCGGCAGCUCUCCGUGUGGCUCCGCCUGCGGCCCAAUUUCUAGGCGACAGUUUCCCGGCGACAGAGGGCGGGGCCGUCCCCACCGCCCCCGGCCUCCAGCUCCCUGGGCGCCCGCGUAGCCCCGCCUCCAGGCUGGGUGCGGGAGCGGACGGGCAGGCUCCGGACGGGUCCGCACGGGCAGCGGGAUGACUUAGGCGGCCUCCGGGGCCAGCGGCCCCCAGGACAGACGAGGUCCCCUGUCCAGGCCUCAGUUCCUGUGUCCGCAAAACGGGGCCUGGAACACGGCGUAGGGGCAGUACCGCGUGUAAGUCCCUCGCGACUACCGGCUCUGUCGGGCUGCCCCGGUCCGGUGUCCAAUCACGGCCGGCUGGGUCGCGGGGGUCGCCGCCAUGGACUCGUUGGCAGCACCCCAGGACCGCCUGGUGGAGCAGCUGCUGUCGCCGCGGACCCAGGCCCAGCGGCGGCUCAAGGUGUGUGUGUGUGUGGAGGGGGUGAAAUUUGGGGCCGUGCCUGUGCGUCCACUCAGCCAGACUCCGCGGGCUCUGGGACGUGGCAGGGGCCAGCGGGGCCAGGGGCCUUUGGGGGGUGGGCGGUCAGGCCAGCAGGCGGGGGAGGCUCAGAGCUGUUGUCUAUAAAUAGCCCCUGCUCCUAGCUACUGCUGCUGCAGCUACCCCCACGGCUGGAUUAGAGCCAGAUGGGGCCUCCCACCCACUGGUAUUCUCCCCAGGGGUGAGUGUCCACGCCCUGCGGAGGCCUCUGCUGUGCCUGAGGGUCUCAGUGCUGCUGCCCUCUGUCCCCUGAGGGAGGACAUGGGCUGUGCCUGCUGCUGCUUGACAUCUGACUACACACACACACACAGAGUCCCUGGUCCUGCCCAGCCCUUGCUGACACCGGGAAAGACCUGCCACCCCGUCCUGCCUUCCCAUGCCCAGGCCUUCGCUCAGAGGCCCCGGUCCAUUUUUGCCACUGAAAUGUCCCCACCCUUCAGACAGUGCCCUCUGCUGUCUCCUCAUCUGGUCCAGGAGACAGGACACUGGGCUGCAGAAGGAGGCCCAGUGUAGCCCUGAUUGCCCACCCUCCCCCAGGAUAUCGACAAGCAGUACGUGGGCUUUGCCACACUGCCCAACCAGGUGCACCGCAAGUCGGUGAAGAAGGGCUUUGACUUCACACUCAUGGUGGCAGGUGAGUCGGGCCUGGGGAAGUCCACGCUGGUCCAUAGCCUCUUCCUGACCGACCUGUACAAGGAUCGAAAACUCCUCAGUGCCGAGGAGCGCAUUAACCAGACGGUGGAGAUUCUCAAGCACACGGUGGACAUUGAGGAAAAGGGCGUCAAGCUGAAGCUCACCAUUGUGGACACGCCAGGCUUCGGGGACGCUGUAAACAACUCUGAGUGCUGGAAGCCCAUCACCGAUUAUGUGGACCAGCAAUUUGAGCAGUAUUUCCGGGACGAGAGCGGCCUUAACCGCAAGAAUAUCCAGGACAACCGGGUGCACUGCUGCCUGUAUUUCAUCUCCCCUUUUGGGCACGGGCUGCGGCCGGUGGACGUGGGCUUCAUGAAGGCGUUGCACGAGAAGGUGAACAUUGUGCCUCUCAUCGCCAAAGCUGACUGCCUCGUCCCCAGUGAGAUCCGGAAGCUGAAGGAACGGAUCCGAGAAGAGAUUGACAAGUUCGGGAUCCACGUGUACCAGUUCCCCGAGUGUGACUCCGACGAAGAUGAGGACUUCAAGCAGCAGGACCGGGAACUGAAGGAGAGCGCGCCCUUCGCGGUUAUAGGCAGCAACACGGUGGUGGAGGCCAAGGGGCAACGGGUCCGGGGCCGACUGUACCCCUGGGGGAUCGUGGAGGUGGAGAACCAGGCGCACUGCGACUUCGUGAAGCUGCGUAACAUGCUCAUCCGCACGCACAUGCACGACCUCAAGGACGUGACGUGCGACGUGCACUACGAGAACUACCGCGCGCACUGCAUCCAGCAGAUGACCAGCAAGCUGACUCAGGACAGCCGCAUGGAUAGCCCCAUCCCCAUCCUGCCACUGCCCACCCCGGACGCGGAGACGGAGAAGCUCAUCAGGAUGAAGGAUGAGGAGCUGAGGCGCAUGCAGGAGAUGCUGCAGAAAAUGAAGCAGCAAAUGCAGGACCAGUGACCCCGCCCCGCCCCGCCCACGUCGCCACGGAUCCGCCGCUGUCUCCGGGAUGGCCCCUGCCACCCCUGGAGCCCGGACUCCACCCUGGUUUUACCUGAUUCUUGGACUAGCCUGGACCCAACCCUAACCUACAGUGGCCCAGGGCGGACUGUCCCCAACCCGGAGACACGGGGCACAGCCUCCGCUGACCCUAAUUUAUUCUCAGCACCGCCUUCCCACGUCAUUUGUAUCUGCUUCCGAGGGGCCUGGACAAUAGCAUCCUUUAGUGGCCCUCCACCUUGGGGUAUCAGGAGCUAAGUUGGUUUGUGACUUCCGAGAUUUCCCCUCCCCCUCCCGGAAGGUCCGAGCACCCAGACUCCAAGCCCUGCCCAGGCAGGCGGGCAAACCCAGGCGAAAGAGAGGAACGGAUCCCCAGGGUCCCGCAGAGCGGACUGGGGAGCCCUCCUGGGUUUGCUUCCGCGGGCCACCCAGCAUAUGCUGGGACCCCACUUUGUGCAGAGGUGGGCCGGGUCCUCCCUUAACCUCCUCACUCAUGCACUGCAACCCCAGCGGGCGGGGUUGGACGGUUGCAGCAAAUGGAAACCCUCGGGGUCCGGAGACCGCUACGCGGAGGGUGGGGCAGGACGCUGGUGCCGGCCCUUGCCUGUUCUCCAUAGAUCCGGCUGGACCUGGACGGCUCCAGGGGCAGCGGGUGGCAUGCCAUCCCCUGGCAACUCCCUAUGCUGGGAGGGCCGUGCCCUGCCCGCAGCUGGAGGUCUCCUCCCCAGCAGCACUGCCUCCCUGGCCUCCAGCACUGGGCCUCCGGGAUUCCCCCCUCCACCCCGCAUGACCCCUCUCGUCCACACUACGCUCCGUUUUGUUCGAUUGUGAAUGCUGCGUCCUGUCCUGGUGACAGGAGAACAAUGUUGUUGAACGUCUCAGCGGGUGUCUGAGUGCUCCAUGCGCCCCUGGGAGCGGGUGGGAGCGGAAACCCGGGGGCCUGCGGGCAGCGGUGAUAACGCGCUAUCUGCGUCCGCAGCGCCCGUCCACGCGGCCGCAGGGUUAUUUCUGGCCCUGCCACAGCACCGUGGUCAAGGCGGCGGGCGCGGGGGACUGGCAGGGGUGGGACGGCCUUAUCGCCAGGCUCUCCGGCCAACACCUCCCGAUCCAGAGCGAGCCGUGCCGCCGUCCUCUCGCCAUGGGCUCGGGUGAGUCUACGUCCAGUCGGCUCGGCCGCUCCCUGUGCAGACGAAGGUUGGGCGGUACUUGGGUCAGACAUAGAGGGGACUUUUCAUACAGCGCGCGGUUUCUCUGGGUAGAGAGGAUUACAGGCUAAGGUGGCCGCGGUCCUUGGGAGCUGGAUGGAGCCUGUCCUGGCGCUCCGGGUGCUCAGGGACACCCAGGUGCCCCGCUGGCCGCCCGCCUGACCCAGCACUUCCCUUCCAGG
Nycticebus coucang (slow loris) is the source of this 6958-nucleotide messenger RNA. It is a transcript of the gene SEPTIN5, whose product is annotated as septin 5. The record is from RefSeq and is a predicted model, not a curated record. Bases 4564 to 5532 code for a protein of 322 amino acids. Gene Ontology annotation, biological process: cytoskeleton-dependent cytokinesis; regulation of exocytosis. The transcript is spliced from 12 exons. Gene Ontology annotation, molecular function: GTPase activity; GTP binding; molecular adaptor activity. Lineage: Eukaryota; Metazoa; Chordata; Mammalia; Primates; Lorisidae. Gene Ontology annotation, cellular component: microtubule cytoskeleton; synaptic vesicle; septin ring.